UAACGUCGGACCUUAUUGACACCGGCGUUAAAACAUUGACAAUUUUUAUAUCUGAUCAUCAUGAACAUUGUUUAUAUGUGAUCGCCUGACAACUAUUUAAACUUCAGUAUAAUGUGCACUGGAUUGUUCUUUAUGAAUUCGAAAACACAAUACCUUCUGGUUGUGUAAGGUUUUCAAUGUAAUCAACGAUGAAACUACUACGUGGUUUCAACGCGUUACAUCGUGCAAGUGCUGCAGCUUAAUUGUAGUAUAUUUCGAAUGUUUUCCUCUAUUAUCUUUAAGUGCGAAGCUACAGAACAGUUCGCGGUAUAAUGGCAGCUCAUAAGACAGGCGGGCAAAGUGCUCGAAAGAAAGUACAGGUGUCCAUGGUUAUAAGAGAUGAAGAGGAAAGAAGACACAGAGCUGGAGUCAAUUCAUUACAAUAUGAUCCAGCUUUGCAUAGGCUUUACUCUGCAGGUAGAGAUAGCAUUAUAAGGAUAUGGAAUUGCAAAAAUAUGAAGGACCCUUAUAUUCAAUCAAUAGAACACCAUACAGAUUGGGUCAAUGAUAUAGUAUUAUGUUGUGGUGGCAAAAAUUUAAUAUCAGCCAGUUCUGACACAACAGUAAAAGUAUGGAAUGCACACAAAGGUUUUUGCAUGUCUACAUUAAGAACACAUAAAGAUUAUGUAAAAGCUUUGGCAUAUGCUAAAGACAAAGAGCAAGUUGCUAGUGCUGGUUUAGAUAAAUUAAUCUUUUUAUGGGAUGUGAAUACAUUAACUGCUCUUACAGCAAGCAAUAAUACAGUAACAACAUCAUCACUUAGUGGAAAUAAAGAUUCUAUAUAUAGCCUUGCUAUGAAUCAAAUUGGGACAAUUAUAGUGAGUGGUAGUACAGAAAAAGUUUUAAGAGUAUGGGAUCCAAGAAAUUGUACUAAACUAAUGAAACUUCGUGGUCAUAUGGAUAAUAUUAAAGCAUUAGUAUUAAAUAGAGAUGGUACUCAAUGUUUGUCUGCCAGUUCUGAUGGAACAAUCAAACUUUGGUCAUUGGGACAACAAAGAUGUAUCCAAACCUAUAGAGUACAUAAAGAAGGUGUUUGGGCAUUAUUGGCAACAGAUACCUUCAGUCAUGUAAUAUCAGGUGGUAGAGACAAAAGAGUUGUAAUGACUGAAUUAUCCUGCUAUCCAGAAAGAUAUACAGUCAUUUGUGAAGAGAAAGCACCUGUAUUAAAAAUGGUUAUGACACCUGAUCAAUCCAGCAUUUGGGUGGCAACUAGUGAAUCUACCAUAAAUAAUUGGUCUAUAAGUCAAAAAGAUUGGCAAGAAUUAGGAAUUGAAGACUAUUGUGAUGCUGCUAGUGGCGUAACUCCAAAUGUAAGGAAUACAGAGCCUGCACAGAAAAUAUUAGGUGGUCCGGCAAUACGACAUUGUCAUGUUUUAAAUGACCGAAGACACGUUUUAACGAAAGAUACGGAAGAAAAUGUAGCUUUAUACGAUGUAUUAAAGGCACGUAAAGUUGAAGAUUUAGGGAAGGUAGAUUUUGAACAGGAGAUAAAGAAAAGAAAUAAAAUGGUGUAUGUUCCAAAUUGGUUUAGUGUAGAUCUUAAAACUGGGAUGUUGACCAUCCAUUUAGGUCAAGAUGAAAACGACUGCUUUUCUGCAUGGGUUUCUGCAAAAGAAACUGGUCUUGCAGAAAAUGAUGCAGUAGAUCAGAAAGUGAAUUAUGGAAAUCUUUUACUACAAGCAUUACUUGAACAUUGGUGGAGGCCAUUACAUGUUGAUGACGAAAAUGAAGGUAAUAGUAAUGAUGGCAAUGGUUCUACACACACUAGAGGAGGGAAUUUAUAUUUCUCAGUACCAACUCAUACGCCUGUUUUAUUCAGUGAAGUAGGAGGAAGGCCAUUGUAUAGAUUAUUAGUUAGAGAUGCUGCAGGAGAAAUGGAGGGAGUUUUAUUAAAUGAAACUGUACCAGCAUGGGUAGUUAAUAUUGUUGUGGAUAAAAAUCUUCCUCAAUUCAUUAAAAUAUCUUUUUAUCUUCUUCCACAUGCCACGUCCGGCGUAAAAAGUUUAAAAAAGGAUCGUUUAAUUGCAAACGAUUUUAUACAAAUUCGUAAAGUAGCUGAACAUGUUUGCGAUAAAGUGCUUGGUGCCGGAAGUGAUUCAGGAUCGGUAGCAGGUACUGGAAAUACAGUUUCUGGAGGAUCUCCAGCGGGAGAUAGGACAAAUACAGAUUCAAAUGCUGAUAAUUCUUCGCUGGCCGAAGAAAAAGUAGAAUUGUUAUGUAAUGAUCAAGUUCUGGAUCCUUCUAUGGAUUUAAGAACGGUCAGACAUUUUAUUUGGAAAAGUUCGGCAGAUUUAAUACUUCAUUAUCGGCCAGUAAAAUAGUUAGGACUAAGUACAUCGGAACAGAGAUCUCUAAGGUGUGCCUGGUUUUUUACUGUCAUAAAAAUAACAGAAGAUAUGUGGUCUAAUUGCAGAUUGUGGCAACUUACGCUACCUUCUUUUCAUGACAUAUUCAAUCGAAUUUCGGUGGAUGUUUCAUUAGAUAUUGCAACCGAAGAUGAGUAAAAGCCAGGUCACAAGUAGAGUAUAUAAAGUAAAAUGAAUUUAAAGGCAAUAAUGUGUGGAAGUAUUAGUAUAAAUUGCUCAUAUUUGUAUAUUUAUAU
Molecule: messenger RNA, 2641 nt
Organism: Eufriesea mexicana
Lineage: Eukaryota; Metazoa; Arthropoda; Insecta; Hymenoptera; Apidae
Product: WD repeat-containing protein 48
Exons: 12
Coding region: 312-2360 (682 amino acids)
Biological process (GO): double-strand break repair via homologous recombination
Molecular function (GO): ubiquitin binding
Source: RefSeq, a predicted model, not a curated record